Microcebus murinus (gray mouse lemur) is the source of this 2118-nucleotide messenger RNA. The record is from RefSeq and is a predicted model, not a curated record. NCBI's taxonomy places the organism in Eukaryota, Metazoa, Chordata, Mammalia, Primates, Cheirogaleidae.
AAGGUUCCCCCGUCCGCCGGCUGCAGAGCCGGCGGGGGCAGCCGGGUCUGCUCCAAGGCGUACCGGGUUUGGACCCGCGCUCCAGGCUCCGCCAGCAGGUGUGAAUACUACUGUAUUUGCUAUGGGCUAAACUUUUAUUGGUAAAAUGUCAAAUUAGUAUUACUGGCCAUUAUGAGUUGGAUUUUUCAGUUAGCUGAAGACAAGAACUUAAUAAAAAUGGAAUGUUAAUCUACCUACUGUUGAUUUCCUGAGUGACUUUGGACACCAUUGUGUAAUUUGAAUCAGGAACGAAAUCUUCUGAAAGCUCAGAACAGAAGCCUUUCUGGCCAGCAUGGAGGAAAAGAGACGACGAGCCCGGGUGCAGGGAGCAUGGGCUGCCCCUGCUAAGAGCCAGGCCAUUGCUCAGCCAGCCACCACUGCUAAGAGCCAUCUCCAUCAGAUGCCUGGUCAGACCUGGAGAAACAAGGACCAAGUGUCUAACAGAGAAUUUGUGUUCAAAGAACCUCAGCAGGUAGUACGUAGAGCUCCAGAGCCACGAGUGAUUGACAGAGCAGGUGUGUAUGAAAUCAGCUUAUCACCUACAGGUGUAUCUAGGGUGUGUUUGUAUCCUGGCUUUGUUGACGUAAAAGAAGCGGACUGGAUACUGAAACAGCUUUGUCAAGAUGUUCCCUGGAAACAGAGGACCGGCAUUAGAGAAGAUAUAACUUAUCAGCAACCAAGACUUACAGCAUGGUAUGGAGAACUUCCUUACACUUAUUCAAGAGUCACUAUGGAACCAAAUCCUCACUGGCAUCCUGUGCUGAGCACACUAAAGCACCGCAUUGAAGAGAAUACUGGCCACACCUUCAACUCCUUGCUCUGCAACCUUUACCGAAAUGAGAAGGACAGUGUGGACUGGCACAGCGAUGAUGAACCCUCACUCGGGAGGUGCCCCAUCAUUGCUUCACUCAGUUUUGGUGCCACACGCACUUUUGAGAUGAGGAAGAAGCCACCGCCACAUCGAGUGCCCAAAGAAUACCAUUCUAGAGAACCGAGAGUAAACCUGACCUUUCGGACAGUUUAUCCAGACCCUAGAGGGGCAGCCCAGUGAUGCGGGAUCGAUCUGAGAGAGAAGCCGCACUGAGACUGAGCAACCCUUCGACUGAGAAUAAACGUCAAGAGGCCAGUUCCUGCUGAUCACGUGGUGUGGAUGUUUGGAAGAUGGUGGGGUUUGUUUCCCAGCUCUUAUUAAAUGAGAACCAGCAGCUCAUAUUGGUAAUAUGUCUAUGCUGGGAAUGGUUAUCACUAACCACAUUGCAAAAUUGCAUCUUAUCUUUAGGCAAAUUAAAAUCCAUGUGGCUGUGCUCAUGGAUGAUUUUGUCCAUAAGCAGUUUUUCUCCUGCCUUCCCCUACCCCUUCAUUUGAGGAAGUAUGAAUGGACUUGUGCCUCUGGGGAAAAUCUACUCGUGUUUGUCCAUGUGACUUUAGUGGAGAUAUAAAUAUGUCUCAGUGACUCUGGAGCCUUCCCUAGGCAGACAGCUGCUGAAACCCAAACAGAGGUGGUUUCAUGCUGGCUUGUGUGUUGUUGUAAUGGAAAGCUGCAUAUUCAGGGAACACUGGCUUUAACAGUCUCCUUGCCCAUCAGUCUUCCUGCAACACAGACAGGUUACAGGCCUCUGAAUAAAGAAUGAAAGCAGGGUGCUCGAGUCCAGCCACCUGCAGGCAAUCACCUGGACUACUUGUAAUAUGAGAGCCUACUGUACCCUUAGAGGGAGGAAUAACUGGGUGAUGUCAUGAUAAGUAGCAGGCUGAAAUAGAGGCAGAAGGGCAGCACAUGGCCUGCUAAUGACAGCUGUUCCACAUAGAUUGGAUCCCCCUAGAGAAUCACUGAGUCAUUUAAACCUCAACCAGAUAGAAGCGGGAGCAGUCCUGUGGGGAAUACACUCAAUUGCCUAAUAGUUCUCUUCACCUUCAGUUUCAGUGGCCUGAUGACUAAGGCUCUCUUCUGACUCAGUGUUCUCUUACAUACAAGUUCCCAAGGUACAAGGGUUAGGCUGUGAUGUCACCGAGGUUCCCAAAACAAAACAGAGUGCUGCCCCUUAUUGCAUCAUCAAAGCACAUGUCUUCUUGACCUCUCGA